Messenger RNA from Leptosomus discolor (cuckoo roller), 612 nucleotides. NCBI's taxonomy places the organism in Eukaryota, Metazoa, Chordata, Aves, Leptosomiformes, Leptosomidae. The record is from RefSeq and is a predicted model, not a curated record.
AUGUGCAGCUAUUGGGCUGUAUUAGCCUUUUGCUGCUUGGGACAGCUGUAUGCAGAUCAAAACCUGAAGCCUCAGCUUGCAGCCCCUCACCUUGCUACAAACAAUCCAACUCUUACUACAGUUGCUCUAGAAAAACCUUUCUGUAUGUUUGAUAGCUCACUGGGUCCAAAUAAAUCUUACGUCAUCUACUUGUACGCGAUGAAGGAAUCAGCAAGUAUAAUAAGCUCCCUGGUGACCGACAACAGCGGCAAACCACUCGACAGCACCUUCCAACAAACAAGUGGGGGGCAACUUGGACCUUACAAGGCUGCCUUGUUCAAUGUACCCAAUUGUGCCACGCCUCCCAAACUUGCUGAUGUAGGAGAUGUCAACAAAGUUUCUGAUGUCCUGAAACAAUAUCUCUUCAGAGUUGGGGAUGAUGGGACUUGCUUGUAUGACCCAAACUUCCUAGCUGUCUGUAACCCACCUCUUGCACCAGACACAACAUACAGGUUUAAAUAUGUGUUGGUAGAUAGCACUGAAGGUGUCAUGAAAGACCAAACCCUCUGGUCUGAUCCAAUCAAAACCAGAAGAGGGGAUCAGGAGAUUCUUCUGCAGAGACAAGGUGCAUGA